Messenger RNA from Cherax quadricarinatus, 7958 nucleotides. The record is from RefSeq and is a predicted model, not a curated record. Lineage: Eukaryota; Metazoa; Arthropoda; Malacostraca; Decapoda; Parastacidae.
GAUAUUUGUUUCAACAGAUUCUAGAUGAACUGGACUACAGUGGCAUUGGACGUAAUCGCGAGUUGAGUGCACACAUGCUGGGACACUUAAUAGGCAAUGCCCCCAGAUUUAUGCGUCAGUUUGUUCAAGCAAUCAUGUCCGUCUUAGUUCCAAAGCUGAAGGACCAGGAUCCAAAUCCAGCCGUGACAAUGUGUGUUCUUGUGGCUAUUGGGGACUUAGCUCAGGUUAGUGGUGGAGAGAUGCAGAAGUGGUUGACAGAACUUAUGCCCUUGCUUCUGGAAAUGUUGGGUGAUGGUACAUCUGGAUGGAAGCGGCGUGUGGCCCUGUGGACGUUAGGCCAGCUAGUGGAGAACACUGGCUAUGUGGUUCACCCUUACACUCAACACCCGACCCUACUUGAUGUUCUCCUUUCAUUCCUCAAGACUGAGCAACAACCUGCAGUAAGGCGUGAAACUAUUUGUGUGCUAGGUCUAUUAGGAGCACUGGAUCCCUACAAGCAUAAGAUGAACGUUGGUAUGAUCAAGAUUCAGGAGGACACUGGUGUUGCUGUCAUAUCCAUUACUGAAGCAAAGAAUGAUGACCUCACUGCUGAUCUGGGGACGAGUGAGAUGCUUGUGAACCUGAACUACUCUUCCUUGGAGGAGUUCUAUCCAGCUUGUGCGAUUGCUAUGCUUCUUAAAGUUAUCAAAGAUCCAGCCCUUGCUCAACACCAUAAUGAGGUUGUGCGGGCUAUUACCUUUAUCUUCAAGUCUCUGGGUGUGAAGGGGGUGCCGUAUCUGGCACAAGUUAUCCCUUCUCUCCUUAUCGUCAUUAGAACAUCAGAUGCCAAUUUCCGAGAUUACUUAUUCCAACAGUUGGCUACAUUAAUUGGCAUUGUUAAGCAGCACAUUCGAAACUAUCUUGAUGAUAUCAUUGAGGUUUUGAAGGAAUUCUGGGUAACUGGUGGUAAACUGGAGACGACCAUCACCAUUAUAACAGUGGUAGAGAGCAUCGCACUGGCUGUCAGCUCAGAAUUCAAGAUAUACCUCAAGGAACUCGUGCCUAUGAUACUCAAGUCAUGUAUCAAUGACUCAAAGGAGAAGCAAGUAACUGGAAAGUUGUUGUUGGCAUUCCAAAAGUUUGGUGCAACUCUUGAGGAAUUCCUACACAUGAUUCUUCCUCACAUUGUUAAGCUCUUUGAUGCCAGUGAUGUUCCUCUUUCUGUGCGUCGCACAGCUCUUGAAACCGUGGAUCAUUUUGCUGAUUAUCUUGAUCUGUCUGACUAUACCUCCAAGAUAAUUCAUCCUUUGCUGCGGACUCUAGAUACAAGCCCAGAACUGCGUCAGCAAGCAAUGGAUGUACUUUGCUCUCUGGCAACUCAGCUGGGACGGUCUUACGGGUGCUUCAUACCUGUCAUUCACCGCAUAACAACCAAACACAGAAUUAGUCAUCCCAGAUAUGAAAUUCUUGUUGCGAAAGUGGUAAAGGGGUUGACAAUUUCUGAGGAUGAAAUGACCAUUCUGACGUUACAUCAACACUCCAGAAGACCUAAAUCUAGGGACCACCAACUUGAAGCUGACUCAGCUACUAUAAAAAAGGUCACAGUUGGAGUACAGUCUCUCCAGAGAGCUUGGCUCUUUACACGACUAGUAAGCAAAGAUGACUGGCUGGAAUGGCUCAGACGCUUUAGUAUUGAAUUGAUGAAGGCAUCUCCAUCCCCAGCACUAAGAUCAUGUUAUUCAGUGGCCACCACUUAUGUGCAGCUUUCUCGAGACCUGUUUAAUGCUGCAUUUGUAUCCUGCUGGAGUGAACUGAAUGAAAGUCUCCAGGAUGACCUUCUUCAAUCCCUUCGUCAGGCGCUUACCUCCCAGGAUAUUCCUGAGAUCACACAAACUCUUCUUAAUUUGGCAGAAUUUAUGGAACAUUGUGAUAAGGGUCCUUUGCCUUUGGAACUUCAGCUAUUGGGUCAGAAAGCAAUGGAGUGUCGUGCAUAUGCUAAAGCUUUACACUAUAAAGAAGAAGAGUUUCACAAGGGUCCCACUUCAGAGGUCUUGGAGCAUCUCAUCUCUAUUAAUAAUAAAUUGGGCCAAAAAGAAGCAGCAGCAGGUCUCCUGGAGUAUGCUCGAAAGAACAACCGUACUGAUAUGAAGGUACAAGAGCGCUGGCAUGAAAAAUUGCAUGAUUGGGACCAAGCACUUCAAGCAUAUCAAACAAAGUUGGAGACAAGACCUGACGAUCUUGACUUGGUUUUGGGUCAGAUGAGAUGUCUUGAAGCUCUCGGUGAAUGGGGUGAACUAUACAGUGUAUCAUGUGAUCGUUGGGAUGGCUCCAUGGCUGAUGAGUUCCGUGGUCAGAUGUCCCGAGUGGCAGCAGCUUCAGCAUGGGCAAUGGGAGAGUGGACAAUGAUGGAGGAUUAUGCCAAAUAUAUCCCAUUUGACACACAGGAAGGAGCAUUUUACCGUGCUGUGCUGGCAGUGCAUAAGGACCAGUACUAUAUGGCACAGCAGCUUAUUGAUAAUGCCCGAGAUCUGCUGGACACAGAACUGACGGCCAUGGUGGGUGAGAGUUACCAGCGAGCUUACAAUGCUAUGGUGGCAGUACAGAUGCUCGCUGAGCUAGAGGAGGUGAUACAGUACAAGCUAGUGCCAGAGAGGAGACAGCCUAUUACUCAGAUCUGGUGGGAAAGACUACAGGGCUGUCAGCGUGUCGUUGAAGACUGGCAGAAAAUACUCCAGGUUCGCUCUUUGGUUCUUAGCCCACAGGAGGAUAUGCGUCCUUGGUUAAAGUUUGCCUCCCUCUGUCGCAAGUCAGGUCGCUUGGCGCUAUCUCACAAAACUCUUGUGCGGCUCUUGGGGUGUGACCCAUCCACAAAUCCUACUCAAGCACUUCCAGCUACCCACCCACAUGUGACUUACCAGUACUGUAAACAUAUUUACACGUACCCGAAUAGACGACUGGAAGCUCAUGGGCGAUUGCAGAAAUUCCUACAGUACUUGGCUCCAGCAGUUGUUGUUGGUCAGAAUGGGGAUGGUAAACUGCGCAAGUUGGUAUCCAGAGUCUACCUCAAACUUGGAGAAUGGUAUGAACAGCUUCAUGGACUGAAUGAGGAGAACAUAAGUCAGAUCCUUAAUUAUUACACUCUUGCUAAAGAAACAGACGAGUCCUGCUACAAAGCGUGGCAUGCAUAUGCAUAUAUGAAUUUUGAAGCCAUACUUUUUUACAAGAACAAGAGUGAGGGUGUGAAGUCUGACAGCAGUGGGGAGGAGUCUGGUACUCCUAACAAGAAGAAGAAAUCUGCUGGCGAUUUUACAGUGGCAGCAGUAAAAGGUUUUAUUCGGUCUAUAUCGCUGAGCGAUGGGAAUAGUCUCCAGGAUACUUUGCGACUUCUGACCGUCUGGUUUGAGCAUGGGCAUCAACCUGGGGUAUAUGAGGCACUGGUUGAUGGUCUCAAGACUAUUCAGAUUGACACAUGGCUUCAGGUUAUUCCCCAGCUGAUUGCCAGGAUUGACACUCCACGCACACUGGUUGGGAAGCUAAUUCACCAAUUACUCAUGGACAUUGGGAAGCACCACCCUCAGGCCCUCAUAUAUCCCCUGACUGUAGCAGCCAAGUCAUCUGUGACAGCUCGAUCACAGGCUGCUGAGAAAAUACUCAAGAACAUGCGGGAACAUUCGGCUAACUUGGUUCAACAAGCCAUGAUGGUAUCAGAAGAGCUAAUUCGAGUAGCAAUUUUGUGGCAUGAAAUUUGGCAUGAAGGUUUAGAAGAGGCAAGCCGACUAUAUUUUGGAGAGAAAAACGAAUCAGGUAUGUUCCGGACAUUGGAGCCUCUUCAUGCCAUGAUGGAACGAGGCCCACAGACACUCAAAGAGAUGUCCUUUAAUCAGGCCUAUGGGAGAGACCUUAAUGAAGCACAAGAGUGGUGUCGGCGUUACCAAAGGACAGGCAAUGUACGUGAGCUGAAUCAAGCAUGGGACCUCUACUACCACGUGUUCCGUCGUAUUUCUCGCCAGCUUCCCCAACUUACUUCUUUGGAACUUCAGUCUGUUUCACCUAGACUUCUGAAGUGUAGGGAUCUAGAUAUUGCAGUCCCUGGGUCUUAUGCGCCUAACACUCCUGUUAUAUGUAUUAGCCAGGUACAGUCUUCAUUACAAGUGUUGUCAUCUAAACAACGUCCACGUAAACUUUGUAUCAAAGGAAGCAAUGGUCGGGACUUUGUCUUCUUGUUGAAAGGGCAUGAAGACCUCCGACAAGAUGAAAGAGUGAUGCAACUCUUUGGGCUAGUAAAUACUCUUCUUAUCAGCAAUCCUGAUACUUUCCGCCGCAACUUAACUAUUCAGCGCUUUGCUGUCAUCCCAUUGUCAACCAACUCAGGCCUUAUUGGUUGGGUGCCACAUUGUGAUACUCUUCAUGCUCUCAUAAGAGACUGGCGAGAGAAAAAGAAGAUCUUGCUGAAUAUUGAGCACAGAAUAAUGAUGCGCAUGGCUCAGGAUCUGGAACAUCUGACCUUAAUGCAAAAAGUUGAAGUAUUUGAGCAUGCCUUAGAGCACACUCAAGGUGAUGAUCUUGCCCGUUUACUUUGGUUUAAGAGUCCUUCUUCCGAAGUUUGGUUUGAUCGGCGUACAAACUACACACGCUCUUUAGCUGUCAUGUCAAUGGUAGGAUAUGUAUUAGGUUUGGGUGACCGCCAUCCAUCUAACUUAAUGCUGGAUCAGUUGUCUGGUAAGAUCAUUCAUAUUGAUUUUGGUGACUGUUUUGAAGUUGCCAUGACUCGUGAGAAGUUCCCUGAAAAAAUACCUUUCCGUUUGACUAGGAUGCUCAUCAAUGCAAUGGAAGUGACAGGAAUUGAUGGUACAUACCGCAUGACUUGUGAAUCUGUCAUGAGCUUGAUACGUCGGAACAAAGAUUCUCUCAUGGCCAUGCUGGAAGCCUUUGUUCAUGAUCCCUUGCUUAACUGGCGCUUAAUGGAUCAUGCACAGCCCAAGAGCAAACGCUCAGUUGUUGCUGAUAGUGAUAGUUCUGUCAGUGCAACAGACCCUAGCCACACACCUAUCAUGGAGACCACUCCUGUAUCAUCAGCAAUCCAUGCAGGUUCUCAAACUAAAAAGUUAGAAAUAGGUCGAGAUGAUUCUGGUGCUUCAGAGGCCCUCAAUAAGAAGGCAGUAGCCAUUGUCAAUAGAGUCCGUGACAAGCUGACAGGGCGAGACUUUUGCCAUGAAGAGCCACUAGACGUUCACAGACAGGUAGAACUACUUAUUGCACAGGCUACCUCACAUGAGAACCUAUGUCAGUGUUACAUAGGAUGGUGUCCCUUCUGGUAAAAUUAUUUUCCAUCAUGUUUUUGGACUGUAGUAGUUGAUGCCCAGUGCUUACACUAAUGGCCUUCAUCACUGUAAUUUUUCUUACCUCAUUCAAAUUGUAUUGAAUUCAAGUUACAGUGGUGACUGACUGUAAUGUAAUAAGCAAGAAACUUACUCCCCAUUAGCUCUAGACCUAUUUUCUUAGGAAAACCCCUCAAGGGAGGUGCCUUGAUGUUGGUGAGGGGCUCUUGAUCCAAGGAAUUGGGCUUUUUCACCCCUUGGAUCAAACCUGAUUGCCUCCUGUUCCCCAGUGCUAUAUGACCCCUAUGGGUUUAGUGCUUCCCUCUAAUUGACAGGAAAAAAUUGAUAGUUAAAGGUACUGCUGUAUUUACAUUUCUUGCUGAUAGUGGAAUUGCUAAGAGAAUUUGAAUCCUUGUUCACCUUAGAUAAGAGUACAAUAUUUGUUUAUGAAGCUUAAUUUGAAUAUAUAAAUUUAUAGAGGUUAAUUGACCAUCCUUAUGCUAUGCACUGGAUUCGAUAUUGUACAGCACACAAUACUGUUAGGAAAUUUUUCUUCAUUAGUGGCAUUAAUUGAAACAAGACAUUAUUCAUAAAAAUCUGCUGGCCUACAGCACAUAAGUCUUUUUUCUUUUUAAUAUGUAAUAAGAUUUUAUCACUAGAUACAGUGAAAAAUUAUUGAACAUAGAAAAUAAAACUUAACUUUAUGUUUGUAAAUUAAAGUCAUUAUGUAAGUACAGUACUAACUUUGCUCAUGUGAUCAGCAUUUCUUCCAAAGUAAGUUGAUUAUGUUUAGGACAACAAAUAUUUGUUAAAAAUAUUCAGGAAUAUAAUUGGACACUGAGAUGAAGAACCAUAGUUGACUGAAUGGACAAUGUUGAAUUGAGAAGUGACAUAGAAGCUGGAAAUGAAUACAUGAGCUUUAUAAUUGUUGUAUGUUAUUACCAUCUUGUAGGUAAUAGGUUGGUAGACAGCAACCACCCAGGGAGGUACUUCUGUCCUGCCAUGUGAGUGUAAAACGGAAACAUGUAAUUGUUUUACAUGAUGGUUGGAUUGCUGGUGUCUUUUUUUCUGUCUCAUGAACAUGCAAGAUUUCAGUUACAUCUUGCUACUUCUACUUGCACUUAGGUCACACUACACUUGGAUGUACAAGCAUAUAUAUACACACCCCUCUGGGUUUUCUUCUAUUUUCUUAUCUCCAUGGGGAAGUGGAGCAGAAUUCUUCCUCUAAGCCAUGCGUUUCGUAAGAGGCAACUAAAAUGCCAGGAGCAAGGGACUAGUAACCUCUUCUCCUAUAUACAUUACUAAAGUUAAAAAGAGAAACUUUUGUUUUUCUUUUGGGCCACCCUGCUCCAGUGGGACAUGAUCAAUUUGUUGAAAGAAAGAAGAUUACCAUCUUGAACUUGAAUUGAAUUUUCUAUUUUGUAUGAUAAUGGUCAUGUUUAUUUGUUAGUUUAUUUGGUUGAACAUAUCACAAACACUCAUAUCAUCCAUUUGCUGGAUAAUUACUAAAUCCAAUAAGACAUGAACCAUGAACAGAGGGACUGAAAUUUGAAGACAUACUGUAUUAUGAACUAUGUAAUUUGUUUUGCAUCUGUUUUUCCAAGAAAUUUUUGUCUCCCAAGGGGCAGGGCACAAGUCAUAAUUAUAAAGAAAGGAUUAACCCUUCAACUGUCCAAAUGUAGAUCUACGUUCACACGCAUAGCACUCCAAACGUAGAUCUAUGUUCGAUUUUACGUUGUUUCUCAAGUAAAAAAACGUAGAUAUACGUUCGGAGCGCUACGCAUGUAAACAUAGAUCUGUGUUUGGACAGUUUAAGGGUUAAGUCUUUGCCAUGGUACAUUACUAAGUGAUGUAUUGAACUCUUGCCUUAUGUUAUUUAGGAAUUAAAAAUUUUCUUAUUUUUCUUUUACUAGUUUUGCAUUUACAAAUAUGUUAAUUGUACAUGCUUCAGUUAAUCUAGCUGCAAUAAUUUCUUUUAAACGUGCUGAGUUAGUAUGCAAAAUUUUGUUGAAGAGUUUUUUUUUUUUUUUUUUUUUUAGCAGUUGGUGUCAUGGUGUUGAUACAAAUCAGACCAGCAAACUAGAGAUUGUAGGCCAGUUUGAUUACUUUUUUUUAUGCAAAAACCAUUUUGCUGGUUUGAUUGAGGAUAUCAUGUCAUCACAAGGCAUUUUUGUGUUUAAUAAUAGAAACAAAUUAUAAUUGUUGCAUUUUGCCAUACUUUUUAUUGUGUUGCUUGUAAAUGUUUCUUAUUGAAGGUUUUGGAAAAAUGUGCUGAUCUUCAUUAGUAAUACACUAGCUCUUUGUUACGAGGGAAAUGUUGCUGCAGUAUAAGUGCUGGAAUGUAGGUUUUUGGGGGUACAAAAAGAAUUUUGAGUAAAUGAAUUAUAGUUGUAAAUAUAGAAUAUUAUGUAAAUUAUUGGCAGUUUGGAGGGAUAUGUUGUGUAUCUUUAUACGUAUAUGCUUCUAAACUGUUGUAUUCUGAGCACCUCUGCAAAAGCAGUGAUAAUGUGUGAGUGUGGUGAAAGUGUUGAAUGAUGAUGAAAGUAUUUUCUUUUUGGGGAUUUUCUUUCUUUUUUGGGUCACCCUGCCUCGGUGGGAGACGACCAACUUGUUGAAAAAAAAAAAAAUGUAAAUUAUUGAAUAUAAAAAUAUAUAUGUUGA